This is a messenger RNA of Pseudovirgaria hyperparasitica, 1110 nucleotides long. RefSeq lists its product as uncharacterized. Lineage: Eukaryota; Fungi; Ascomycota; Dothideomycetes; Acrospermales; Acrospermaceae. The transcript has a single exon. The record is from RefSeq and is a predicted model, not a curated record. The coding region runs from base 1 to 1110 and encodes 369 amino acids.
AUGAACGAGCAGGAGAGUUCAGCAGCAACGCUUAACGCCAAUGAACAGGAGGUGGAGCAGUGGCUCUCUGAUUUUUCUUUUGAACUUAACGCGAAGAUACUUCGAAAUUUGACACCAUCGGUUUUGAGAUGGGUGUUGGAGUUCAUGACGACUCCCACGGCACCUCCCGAGAGCACAGCUCCUGUUGCAGGUUGGAGUCGUCCUCGAAAACAUCUCAUCAGUGCUUCAGAGCUUCUCCGAGAUCCAGAUAUUGUGACACUUAUAGCUCGAUUUUCCACGUUCUCGGAAGCGCUCACUGCUAUAGAAGACAGUCAUCUCGUCUUUCAGGCCCUGCGAGAUCAUCGAAAUCAUGCAGCGGGCCUACUCUGUUUCCUACAACCCCGACAGUUCAACUUUGAUCUUGGGCGGCUUACUGUGCAGCAAUACCUGCAUCUAGCCAAACAACACGGCGAGCCUGUGCCAGCGGCCGAUAUCUAUAUCAACCCUUUACUUAUGCAGCUCAUGCAACGCAUGCGGCAGCUGCCGUUCUUUUCCGACGUAGAUACUGUUGCGCUACAGAAAUUUGCCAAUAGGCCAGCUGGCAGAUGGAAGUUCAUGUUCUGUACCAACCCUCCGUGUCAGAAGAUACAGCUCCUGAUUCCUCUUCGACGAGCAUGGCCGCCGAAUGUUUCUAGUCGCACGUCCACUGACGUAGGACCACCAGGCAAGUACUUCUUGCGAACCCAACAGCGAUCACUGGAAUUCUUCUGUCUUGCUAAUGAUCAGGACUAUAUUCUGGAGGAACUGACUAUACUUGAUGGGCAUUUCACUCUGGAGCGGCUUCAAAAGGACGUUCAGCGCAUCUUCUCAAAUUGCGUAGCCUUGGAUGUGCAUUCGACAGAGCUGGCUAAGAUUCUCUUCUGCGAGUUUGCACCGUACGCUUUGAAUCAAGAUCCUGUGGCGAGACCUGAUCUGGAGACUUAUGUAUUGGUUAACACGGAUAAUACGAUUAGGCUGGCAAUGGAUGACGACGCUCUGUUGGUAUACCGCAUUCGUGAAAUGGUAUGGAGAGAUUGGGUAGGAGAGCGACGUGUAGUUCGAUAUCAGAGACCAAGGCAUACUCUCACAUAG